AUGCGGACAGAGUCCGACGAGCCUACUCAACCACGUACCGCUGCCGAAAUAUCUUGCCAACUGUGCAGGAGACGCAAGGUCAAGUGCGACCGCACUUUGCCGCACUGCCUCGUCUGCAUCCAGACGGAUCAGGUGUGCGAGUAUCCGCUGCGGCCCAAGAAGCCCGGACCCAAGAUUGGCUCUCUCCAACGGCACAGGAGACGGGACCGACACCGCGGCGGGUCAGACAGGGGCAGCGACCAUGGCCGUACCCGUACCCAUGCCAGCACUGCCAGGGGUGACAAAUGGGCGUCACGAUCGUCUAGAUCAGCCUCGGAUGCCGAAGGACGACAGGACGACAACGGCCGUAGUGUGAAUAACGCAGACGGCAACGUGGCCACCGACUCACCACAGGCGGACAUGACACCCGACAGGAGUCACCGCCCUGGCGUCACCAACACAGCCUCACCGACGGGCUCCACCAGCGACGAAUGGGCCCGGCGCCGCCGCAACUCGCGGCUCAACAUUAGCGACUUGUCGUUUAUCCUGCACCCCACGCACGAAGCGUCGACGCCGGACAACGAUGGUGAUGCUGUGCACGGACACAAUGGCAGCCCGGGACAACGGGCAGACCGGCUGUUCUCUGCCUCCCCCAUGGCCACCAUUCGCCCGCGCCCGGCGCCCUCCCCCCGAGCGUCUACACUCGUCCAGCAGGCCAGCCGUGCCCUCGGCGUCUCUGAGUCCGUGCUGCACGCGUCCCUCCAGAGCUACUUUGCCAACAUGGUCGCCAUCAACCUGUUCCACCAGCCGUCGUUUGGGGCCAAGCUGCGUGCCGUGGCCGCAGCCUCGCCGGUGCAGCUGCAUGCGUUGUUGGCGGCGAUGACGGCGUAUGCGGCGAGAUUCCUGCCAGAGACUACCGGCCAGGUCGUCAGCCAACCGCCACACCAGCCCACGCUCCCUCUGAGGGAGGGCAUCGACACGGACUGCAUCGACCCAACGAUGACGACACUGCCGGGGAUGAACGCCACAGCAAAAGCACGGACAAUGCCUCCACCGCCUCCUCCACCAGCCAUGCCCGAGCACUUCCUCGACCUGGCCCGCCGUUUCAUUGCACAAGCAUUGGACGACUGCGGCGACGACUCGCCCACGCUGGCGAUUCUGCAGGCCAGCAUCAUCUGCACGCACUGCGAGCUGACGUGUGGUGUGCACGGCCGGGCCUGGCGGUCGCUGGGGAUGUGUGUGCGGUUGGCGUAUGAGAUGAAUUUGCAUCUCGUGGAUGCGAGGUCGUCGUUGUCGUCGACGUCGACUUCGUCAUCCGCAACUUCGUGGCGUGACGCAGAAGAAAAGAGACGGGCGUGGUGGGCCAUUUGGGAGAUGGACGUGUUUGCGAGCACGAUCCGGCGGACACCGACGGCCGUGGACUGGACGCAGAUGGAGACGCUGCUGCCGGUCGACGAUACGGAUUGGUUUGCCGCGGCAAGGGACGACCAUUCGAGUGACGACAAUUCGAGCGAAGCGAGGACAAACGAAAAGACAAGAGACGAAACGAGCGGAGCGAGGACAACAGAAACAAGUGGAGCAAGGACACCACAAACACCACAAACAGCACGAACACAAAGCUGCUUCCUGGAACUGGACCCUGUUCGGCGGUGGAAGGCACUGCAGGCGUCCGGCAACCAGUCACCCAAGGCGUGGUUCCUCAUCAUCAACUCGCUGAUGAAGGACGCACGCGUCAUCUCGAGUCCGCGGGGUGUUCGCUUCCACGACGACCGGCAGGCCCGCACGACCAAAACGGCAACAGCGUCUUCGCCACGACGCAAAAUGACACGUCCCUCUGGCCCCAGUUCCGCGCAAGAGGCCCGCCAGACACUCGAGAUUCUGGCCAACUGCGUACAGUGCUUUGUACUGGCCCUUCCGGCUCACCUGCAGUACCGCAACCAGUUUCUCGGCUUUGGGGAGGGGACACCGGAUGUGCCCGUGUCUGUGUUUGCUAGCAUGUCCGGCGCAGCUGCGCCGCCGACUGCGUCGUCCUCAACGCCCCCCGCUGUCUCCACCCGCCAGCUGCACUGUGGCAUCUACAACAUCUACGUCAUGACCCAACUCACCCGCCUCAUGAUCCACCGCUACGAACUGUUUGGCGCUCAUACUCACGCCGGGACAGGCCAAAUACAUAUGCCCCUGAUGUCGUCGUCGGUCCUUCCGUAUUUUGAAGCCGCCGACAACAUAUUGACCAUUGUCAACCGCAGCUGCGAGGAGCACAUUCGCUACAUCAACCCGUUCUUGCUGAGCACCCUGUGGCUGGCGGCCGCCGUCCAGCUCGUGCGGCGCUAUGUGGCUGUGCCGCGACCUGGACGGGGACACCGCGAUCAAAGCGAUACUGGCAACGCCAACACCGCCACCUUGAUCAAGUCCCGCUUUGACGUGCUGUACCUAACAUACAAACGCGGUGCCGCGUUCUGGAAUGACCGUACGGCCAUGGAGCAGAACCUGGAGGCUUUGGAGGUACAGCUGGAAAAAAGCCAAGGGGGUGGGGUGGGAGAAGACGACGAGGGCCCUGACGGCGAGAACGAAAGCGAGGUUGAUGGUAUUGACGUCAGUGAGGUCGACGGAGAGAGCAGCCACGCAAAGCGACGAGCCAGUGACCGCAGCGGUGGCGAGGAGAAUGAUUACCAGGCGAAGAGGGCAAGGGUGACGAGGGCGAUGACGAAAAUUGCCAAGAAAAACACAAACAAAUGGCAAAAGAAAACGUCAACCCGUGGCAACGGGACGGGCCAUGCUUCGCAGCCAGGCUGGCAGACCUCCCACGAUGCCGGCCGGCCGUACACAUCGUGGACCAGCACGUGCCAGCCACAAAUGUCGCCAACCUCACUCAUCCCGGAGCCACUACAGCAAACACAAACACAGGCCCAGCACAAAGUAACCUUCGCCAUGGCACAUCCCAGUCUGCACGCGGCCCACCCACAGCAGCAACGACCGCCACCAACACCACGCUCGACAUACAGUGAUCCCACCGACGCCUCGUCGACAUUUGCCAAUGGUGACAUGAUGAACGGGGCGGUUGGCAGGCCCGCCGACAACACGACGGGCCGUCAACGUCGACCCACGGUCUCCUCUGUGGACGACUCCUUUCCAUUUGCGUCGCCUCUUGGACAGAACAGCACGGCGUCUGCAAAUGAAUACUCUCCGGCCAUGCUGCCUGAGAACAGCACGGACGCCGCCCAGGUCCAGUCACAGGCGCUCCUCGCGUUUAUGCAGCUGUCGGCAGGAAGAUAUGGUGGUCAUCACCAAGCACAGGGUGACCGUGACUCGUUUGUCGUCGAUACCCCGAGUUCUGCAGACGUCUCGAGCGUCCCGCUGUCCAUAAUCCAUCCAACUCCCUUUGAGCCCGAGUUGGGCAUCGACGACGUGCACCUGCAGCAGCAGGGAAGUAGUGAAGGAGGGGGGAGCAACAGCUUAGAAUGGCGCGGGCUGGACCUGCCCAUGGACAUCCACGACUUGCUGAGUGGUUUUUCUACGUAUUGA
Molecule: messenger RNA, 3501 nt
Organism: Sporothrix schenckii 1099-18
Lineage: Eukaryota; Fungi; Ascomycota; Sordariomycetes; Ophiostomatales; Ophiostomataceae
Product: fungal specific transcription factor
Exons: 3
Coding region: 1-3501 (1166 amino acids)
Biological process (GO): regulation of DNA-templated transcription; DNA-templated transcription
Cellular component (GO): nucleus
Molecular function (GO): DNA-binding transcription factor activity, RNA polymerase II-specific; DNA binding; zinc ion binding
Source: RefSeq, a predicted model, not a curated record